AUGCGGGGAGCCCGUCGUCUAGCCUCCUCCCACGGACCCAUUACCCCUCCCUCUUCCCUCAUUUGCCCCCCUUCCCUCUUUCUUUUCCCCCACUACACCUCCUCAGUCCCCCCUUCUCUCCCUCCCAUUUUCCGCCCUUCCACCUCUCAUUUCCUCCCCCGCCCACCCUAUUUCCGCACCCCCACCAUCCUCCCCACCGUAUGUCACACACGCAUUCACCUGCCUCCCCCACCCGAAGGUGCCAUGGCGCCAGAGUCACAGCAGCCUCUCUCUACCCCUUCCCUUCCUGGUAGCCUCACUCCAGCCCCCAUUCGCUCGGAGGCAGGCUUGGAUGCAUGCUCCGGUGGAGGUGUGGGAGGGAAUGAUGUAGAGGACGGUGAGAGAAGCGGGCGGGUGGACAAUGAGAAAGGGAUGGAUGGAGAGACGAGAGAGGAGGACAACAGAGCAGAGGAUGUGCGGGAGGAGGAGGAAAGGAGAAUGACAGAGGGGCGAAAAGUGGUGCGUAUGCUGCAGGGGAGGAGGUGGGCGUGGACGGACUUUUGGGAGGAGAUUGAUGAUGAGGUGAGUGAGUGUGGAAGCUGCCGCUGUCUGCUCGUGGUUUCUGCUUCUGCUCAUAACUUGGAUCGACUCUCACUUUCUUCCCCGCCCCUGCCCACCUCUCUGCUAACGCGACGCGGCUGCAUUUUUACUAAUAGUGGCGGCAAUUGGAGCUACUCGCGCCGCCAGCAGAGACCUCGCCAGCAGAGAGGCCCCGCCAGCAGAGAAGGGGUGGCCGCCGUGAGCCACUACAGCACCACCCUCUUCCCUGCCUCUCCCCUCCCGCAGCUGCUGCUGUGGGGGGGAGGUGGCGGGGACGGGGGGGUGGGGGGGCUGGCGUUUGAAGGACAAUUCAGCGACUACUGUGGGUGGGGCAGGGGUGUGGAGGAAGGAAGGGGGGAGGGAGUGCGGUUCCAAGGGGCGGCUGAACUAGGGGGUGUGGUUCAAGGGGGGUGGUUGAGUGGGUGUGGGGAUUUUGGGGUUCGUAAGAGGGGUUUCGCCACGCUUGGCUCCCCCCCACCUCCUCCCCUCACCACUCUCUCACCUCCCCCUUUGUAA
Messenger RNA from Closterium sp. Naga37s-1, 1095 nucleotides. The record is from the annotation of a GenBank genome assembly. NCBI's taxonomy places the organism in Eukaryota, Viridiplantae, Streptophyta, Zygnematophyceae, Desmidiales, Closteriaceae.